UAAACCCAUAAACACAAAACAAGUUAGAAUUAAGAUUAAAUUUAAUAUUUUAGCUGUUUUAAGUCUUUUUCUUAUUACCUUUUUGAAUAUGCUUGAAAUUUAAAAAAAGCAUGUGAAAUAAUGCAAAAUGUACGACCACUUGGAAAAAUCUACGUUAAAGCAAAAGUAUAUUAAAAUAUUUUUGGUUGUUAGUGCUUACUGGUUCAUUUCUAUAUCGACAGUUUUUAUCAAUAAGGCUUUGUUCGCCAGCUCAUUGAUCAACUUAGAUGCACCAUUAUUUGUAACUUGGUUUCAAUGUUUAUUAUCAACAUUAAUAUGUUUUGGAAUGAGUAUUAUUUCAAAAUGCUUUCCUGCACAGUUUAAAUUCCCAGAUGGUAAUCCUAUAGACUUCAAUGUUAGUAAAAAGGUUCUUCCACUUUCAAUACUAUUUACAUGCCAAAUCGCUGCGAAUAAUUUGUGUCUCAAAUAUGUCGGAGUAGCUUUUUAUUACGUAGGACGCUCACUAACAACUGUCUUUAAUGUUGUAUUCUCACUUAUUUUAUUAGGACAAAAAACUAGUCUAAAAUGUAUUUGGUGCUGCGCCGCAAUUAUAUUUGGCUUUUGGUUAGGGGUAGAUCAGGAAAGCUUAACCGAUUCAUUUUCUUUAAAGGGGACACUUCUUGGUGUGCUGGGUUCAUUAACUUUAUCACUAUAUUCAAUUUAUACAAAAAAAAUUUUACCCCAUGUAAAUCAAGAAAUUUGGCUUUUAAGUUAUUACAAUAAUUUUUACUCGUGCUUCUUAUUUAUUCCAUUAAUAAUAUUAAAUGGAGAGCUAUCAAAUAUUGUGAGUUAUGAAAAUUUAGGUAAAUCGUGGUUUUGGUCAAUAAUGAUUGUUGGGGGAGUAUGUGGUUUUUCAAUAGGAAUAAUAUCGGUUUUACAAAUAAAGGUCACAUCACCUUUAACGCACAAUAUUUCUGGAACGGCUAAGGCAUGUGCUCAAACAGUUAUUGCAACGCAGUGGUACAGUGAAACAAAAUCAUUCCUUUGGUGGAUGUCUAAUUUAAUUGUACUGGGUGGAAGUGCAAUGUACGCUCGAGUUAAACAACUUGAAAUGUCAGAAAGCCAAUCUAAAAGCGAUUUCGCGCAAAAAAUUUGACAAAGAAUGGUUGAAAGAACUUUUCUUCCAUACUAAUUUCACUAGUUGCAUAUGAGUUAUGUAGGUAAAUAUAUGACUAGAUCACUUUUAUAUCAAAAUAUAAGAGCAUAAAUAUUUCUAAAUUUUUAAUUUUAA
Molecule: messenger RNA, 1270 nt
Organism: Condylostylus longicornis
Lineage: Eukaryota; Metazoa; Arthropoda; Insecta; Diptera; Dolichopodidae
Gene: nac
Product: GDP-fucose transporter 1
Exons: 5
Coding region: 128-1135 (335 amino acids)
Biological process (GO): protein O-linked glycosylation via fucose; GDP-fucose import into Golgi lumen
Cellular component (GO): Golgi apparatus
Molecular function (GO): antiporter activity
Source: RefSeq, a predicted model, not a curated record